Molecule: messenger RNA, 618 nt
Organism: Phanerochaete carnosa HHB-10118-sp
Lineage: Eukaryota; Fungi; Basidiomycota; Agaricomycetes; Polyporales; Phanerochaetaceae
Exons: 6
Source: RefSeq, a predicted model, not a curated record
AACUCCGAGGUCGUGAUCUUCAUCGCAGCCGAGUGGUACGAGGGCGAGGGUGGCCCCGGCGAACACAUCAGCCACAUUGCCCACAAGGACGCUCAGGGGUUCUAUGAGGUGACGAUCGACGACAGGUUCCAGUACGGACAGAAGAACAAGAAUGGCGACGCACGCUUCGUCGUCUACCAUGACAAGGGCCGCAAGCAGUAUCAGCACCGGUUCAUCGAGAGUGGCCUGACGUCUGUUGGGACUGAGGUUGCGGUGAAGAUUGCAGGUGUUUUCGGGUACGGCGCUGAGGCCAACAUUGCUAAGGUUGUUGGAGAGGGUGUUACCCAGCGGUGGGAAUCCGCUGUUGUGCCGUUGGACUACGCCGUACCAGAUGGCCCCAAGGCUGGGAUCUCGCUUAUCACAAUCCCGUCGAAGUUCUCCCCUGGCGACGAAACUACAGAGGCCCAAUCCUCUUUAAUCCCGAAAAUGCGCUCCACAGGUGGCCCCGGAGGCUCCGGCAUCGCUCUCGCCCUCAGUCUAGGUGCAAAGUUCCAGAAGCUCGCCAGCGACGAAUAUGAUAUCGUUGGCCACGACCCACGGCGUGUCUCUCCCGUACUUCUCGUCUUAACCCCUGUCUAA